UAAUCUUCAAGAGAGAGAGAGAGAGAGAGAGAGAGAGAUGGAGACAGUGUCCAAGUGCUUAGAGGGAGAGAGAGAGUUACUAUAAGACAGUGUGUAGAUAAAGAAAUAUAGCUUUGACUGUCUACUAAUAAGCCCAGAACCCAAAACACCAAGCAGCAGCUUCCUCCACUGAAUCAAUUAAUGGUUUCUCUGCUGCUGCUAGUAGCUCCUGCCAAUCAGCCUCGUAAGAUGGCGGUGGUCUGGCUUUUGUAGCAAGUUUGAGAGAGGAAAAAACCCCAUCGAAAGUGAGAAAAUAUAAAAAAGAUCCUUGCUUUCUUCAUGGGUAGGGUUUGUGGUUGAGAAAGAAGUUUUACUUGUAGAAGAGAGUACACAAAACUUGCUCUCUCACAAGGCAAGAAAAAGAGAGAGAGAAAAGGGAGAAAACAAGUCUCUAUUAGCAUAGACAAAACAACUACUACUGCAACAACAAGGUUUUGUAAGAGAGGUAGGGUUUGGUGUGAAACAUAGUACCAACUCUCUCUCUAUUCACUGCUACUGCUACUACCAUGGAUGGUUAUGAAGCAACAAGAAUAGUUUUCUCGAGAAUCCAAAACCUAGACCCAGAAAAUGCUUCAAAAAUCAUGGGUCUUCUUUUGAUUCAGGACCAUGGUGAAAAGGAAAUGAUUAGGUUAGCUUUUGGACCAGAAGCACUUGUUCACUCAGUAAUCCUUAAAGCGAGGAAAGAACUAGGACUUUGCUCUCCAACAAACCCUUCUAAAAGUCCUUCGCCCCCUUCGCCUCUAUAUUCAAGCAACCCAAUAACCAUCUCUAGACAGAAUUCAUCUUCUUCAACUUCAAGACUUGGGUUUAACAUCCCACCUUCACUUACUAUCCCAAACCCUUCAUCAAAUUUUUCUUCUUCUUGGAGUGACCUUCCAAACCCUGAUGACUUGAUUAGUCCUAAUGGUAGUUCACUCAAUCCUGCUUCUGCUCCUUUCUAUGCUAAUGGAGUAAGAGGUGGAGGAGAGUCUGAUUUGAUGGAUGAGUUUCAGCUCCAAGACCAGCUUUCAUUCUUGAAUGACAAUUCAGCAAAUCUUGGUCCAAAAAGCUCAGAUCUUUUUUACUCUCAACUGGAUGCUUUAUCAAGUCCAACUGGUGCUAGUGAUUCUGUGAUGUUUCCUUCUUACUGGGGUGGGUCUGUGCACAGAAGGAGCUGUUCUGUCAGUGAUGUUUUGGGGUCUGAGGAUCCAAAUUCAGGCUUUGGGUGGAGACCUUGCCUUUACUUUGCUAGAGGGUACUGUAAGAAUGGAAGUAACUGUAGGUUUGUUCACGGUGGGCUCGGAGAAUCUGAUGGUGCAGGUGUUGUUGUGGGUUCACCUAAUGGUAACAACAAGAUUGAUAUGAUGGACCAGUGCCAUGAGUUGCUUAGAUCCAAGUCUGCUCAACAGCAAAGGUUAGCUGCUGCUUCUCAGCUCAUGGGUGGCUCUGCUGCUUCUUUUCCUUACUCUCCUAAAAGCAUGAACUUUCUUCUUCAACAACAGCAAAAUGAUAGCCAGAGGGCUGCUGCUGCUUUGAUGAUGGGGGAGGACAUGCACAAAUUUGCAAGAUCUAGGCUUGAUAGGAAUGAUUUGAUUAAUCCUGCUUCCAGGCAGAUCUACUUGACUUUCCCUGCUGAUAGCACUUUUAGAGAGGAAGAUGUGUCAAAUUACUUCAGUAUUUAUGGGCCAGUGCAAGAUGUGAGGAUUCCUUAUCAGCAGAAGAGGAUGUUUGGAUUUGUUACCUUUUUGUAUCCAGAGACCGUGAAGAUAAUAUUGGCCAAAGGGAACCCUCAUUUUGUUUGUGAUGCAAGGGUGCUUGUUAAGCCUUACAAAGAGAAAGGCAAAGUCCCAGACAAGUACAGGAAGCAACAGCAGCAACAAGUUGAGAGGGGUGAGUUCUCACCAUGUGGUACUCCUACUGGCCUUGAUUCCAGAGAUCCAUUUGAUCUCCAACUUGGUGCAAGAAUGUUUUACAACACACAAGACAUGUUGUGGAGGAGGAAGCUAGAGGAGCAAGCUGAUUUGCAGCAAGCCCUUGAGCUUCAAAGUAGAAGAUUGAUGAGUUUGCAGCUUCUUGAUGUCAAGAAACAUCAUCAUAGGGCUCUUUCCACUGGCAGCCCUGUCCCCUCCCCAACUCACUCUCCAAAUAUUUUCAAUCAAUCUCUUGCCUUUCCUCCACUCCACAGCAACACAGAAGUUCCACAAGAGAAUUGUUCUAGCCCAAUGCCAGCCAUUUCAGUGGCUGCCCCAACUGAAAAACAGAUAUCAAAUGCUAAUUCUGGGAAAGAAUGUACUAGCAGUGAAGAGAAUGGCAGUGGUAAAGAGAGCUCCCAUGGUGAAGACAGCGAUUUACAAGAAAGUUUGGAGCACAACCUCCCUGAUAGUCCCUUUGCAUCUCCUACCAAAGGCUCCGGGGACUACUACUCUGCCUUCAUCCAUGGAGUUCCUGACCUCUCCCAUGAAAAGGAUGCUAACAUCCCGGCUUCAUCUUCUGCUAACAAUAGUUUGGUCACUACAAGUCUAAUCUCUCCUAAUUCUUCACUAGAAAUGGCAUCCUUCAAGUCCUUCAAUUGCCAAAUGCCCAGGUUUUCAUCCGGGCAUGGAGCAAUAGGGAUGUAUGCCAACACAGAUGGACCUACCUGCCCUGUUGGAAUUUAGCUUUUCUGUGCCUAUAGGAAGAUUGAGAAGUGUAACCAAACAAGAACUCACAUCAAAUAUUAUGUAGAGAUUGAAACAUCACCACCACCACUACUAGCGACGUUCACCAUAUCUUGCCACCAUCAUCACCAUUAAUACUAUACUACUUACUACCAUACAAAUUGCAUACGUGAAAGGGAGAGAAGGAAGCGGGUCAGCCAUUCCUUUCGUUGUUGUACCAUUUUCAUCACUCAUUUCAUUUCAUCAGUAGUUGAAGUUGGACCACAGGUAAAGAAAGCAAAGAACAAAGAAGAAGAAUCACACAAUGUGUAGUUGUAAGUUGUAAUUUCAUGGAACUGUAAUUUCUUUCCCUUUCCCUUUUUUUCACCACUCCUGUCUCUACCCUAGAAGAAACAAAGAAAGCUCAUAUUUAGUGUUAGUUUGUGUUGUUUUUAGGGUAUAAUCAAAAUCUUUGUACAGCAGAAGCUGAACCCCAGAGAUCAGAGAAUCUAUAUACUACUUAUCUAUCAA
Messenger RNA from Populus trichocarpa (black cottonwood), 3185 nucleotides. Its product is annotated as zinc finger CCCH domain-containing protein 22. Bases 546 to 2675 code for a protein of 709 amino acids. Gene Ontology annotation, molecular function: RNA binding; metal ion binding. NCBI's taxonomy places the organism in Eukaryota, Viridiplantae, Streptophyta, Magnoliopsida, Malpighiales, Salicaceae. The record is from RefSeq and is a predicted model, not a curated record. The transcript has 10 exons.